CGCACGCAGCCGAGUCUUUUUCUUUCUUUGGUUUUAAUUGCCGCAAUGUCAUUCAUGAUGAGUCAGUGAAUCGCAGAGGUGUCUGUGGGGCUGGUAAGCGCGUGUCCACGGUCCCCGCACCCACGGAGGGGGGGAGGAGGAGGAGGAGGGGGGGUGGUUGGAUGUAAAUGCACCACAGUGGUCAGCCGCCUGCCACACCCUUCAGAGUAAACAAAGACAGGCACAAACUGAGCCGCCGUCCCCUGGGCGAUGGAUGUGGAAGUUCGGGGCUCGGAAAAACGAAUGUGGUGGCAUUCCCGGGCGCAUCAGAAGCCGAGCCUAAUGUUGUAAAUUGCACUAAAUUGGCCCGUGCUUUUAGAUGAGAGGUUAUUUCCAACACCGCCCCCUCACUUUUACGCACACAUGCGCAGGACACUCCUCGCAUACUCGCACACAAACGCUCCCAAAUCUGCCCCCUUUGUCUCGGUCGCCACACGGCGGUAACCCCGAAACAGGAAUUCAGCAUGGCGAGGAUGAGGAGCGCGUAUGUGUGUGGACCAGACAGUCUCCUCCCCCCAUCAUAAUCGCACACACCACAACUCUCUCCUCCCCCUGUAACUCCCCCUCCUCCUCCUCCUCCUCCUCCUCCACACCCCUUGCUCUCGCCCCCCAUGCCUUUGUGUGUAUAUGUGUGUGUGUGUAUUUGCGCGACGAGGAGCCGACUGCGUACCCGAAAACCGUGAGACGGAUGCAUUUUUAAGCAGGUUUCUUUUGAAGUAUUUAUCGAUGUUAACAAUUGUAUGUUGGGGAGAAGAAGCAGAGCUGCAGGUGCAAAUAAAGGGGAGGAACCCGGUGGACGCACGUGAACCCCCCCUCCACUUAUCCAGAAAGGAGAGGAACGCGUUACCAGCAAGUGCGGCAAAUUGGACUUUCCACCAUCAGCAACCCUCCUCUCCCUCUCCCUCUCCUCUCUCCUGCCUCCUCUCUCUCCAUCCCUGCUCCUUCUCUGCUGGUCUCAUCACUUACUCUCAUCAUUCUCUCCGGUCUCCUUCCGUGGACCCAGAAUAGCCACACGCCGGAGCGCUCUCUCUCUCAGUCAGUACCGGUGGAGAGGUUCUUUUUUUUCUCUCUCUCUCUCUUUGGAUUUCGGGGGUGACUCGUGAGAAUUUGGAGAUGGAUUAAAGGGGACGGUGCACCGCAAAACUGGAGCAGCACGCACGAGCACGCCGGGGGGCAAGGGGGCGACGGGACUCGGUGAAUUCACGCAGCCCCCGGGACAGAGGCUGUGACUGGUCCCAUCCCAAGAUGACUUCCCCCAAAAACAAAGGAAAGAAGAAACCACCCAAAGACAGCAUGACGCUUCUGCCGUGCUUUUAUUUUGUAGAGCUCCCCAUCGUCCUGUCCUCCUUGGUGUCCCUGUACUUCCUGGAGCUGACAGAUGUUCUGUCCCCGGCAGUGGUCGGCUUCCGCUGCCAUGACCGUGACCUCUCCAUGCCAUACGUGGAGACGGGCGAUGAGCUCAUACCUCUGCUGAUGCUGCUGAGUUUGGCCUUCGCCGGACCCGCGGCUUCCAUAAUGAUGGGGGAGGGCCUUAUGUACUGCAUGCAGUCCAAGCUGAAGACGUGCCCCAAGUCGGAGGGCAGCAUAAACGCUGGAGGCUGCAGCUUCAACUCCUUCCUACGCAGGACCGUGCGCUUCGUCGGUGUUCAUGUGUUCGGUCUCCUGGCAACAGCCCUGGUGACAGAUGUCAUCCAGUUAGCCACCGGUUACCACACCCCUUUCUUCCUCACCGUCUGCCAGCCCAAUUACACGGUGCCGGGAGUAUCAUGUGACAACAAUGCCUACGUCACGCAGGACAUCUGCAUGGGCAAAGACCUGUAUGCCAUUAUGUCAGCCAGGAAAACAUUUCCAUCCCAGCAUGCGACACUCUCUGGCUUCGCCGCUGUAUAUAUCUCUAUGUAUUUCAAUGCCAGCAUCAACAGCACGACCAAGCUGCUGAAGCCACUGCUGGUCUUUGCCUUCUGCAUGGCGGCGGGCCUCGCUGGCCUGACGCAGAUAACUCAACACCGCAGUCAUCCAAUAGAUGUCUACGUGGGAUACCUCAUAGGAGCCGGCAUUGGAGUCUACCUGGCUGUGUACGCGGUUGGAAACUUCAAAGCGUCGGAGGAAGAUGCCCCCUCUUUACAGAGGCUGGCAACAUCGCAGCAGAAGGACGGCCUGAGAGUGUUAAGCCAGAGGAGCCAUGACUCCCUGUACAGGAAGACUCCCAGGGUUUCUGAGAGCAGGGAGGAGCUGGGGGCUGGGCUGGGGUCCGGAGCCCGCAGUAAGGUGAGGAGGGAGAAGGCAUCCCUGGCCUCCCUCAAACGAGCAAGCGCUGAUGUGGAGCUCCUGGCAACUCGUGGCCCCAUGGGCAAGGAAACCAUGGUAACCUUCAGUAACACCUUACCCCGGGUCGCAAACGGCAACAGCCCCAUCUCCCCCUCGGAGGAGCCCGUCGCCACGCAGCGCCACAUGACCUUCCACGUGCCCUUCGACCCCCAGAGGUCCCGGCAGCUGGUGUCCGAGUGGAAGCAGCGCUCGCUGGAGCUGCGCAGCCAGAGCUCGCGAGACGAGGAGGAGGACGGCAGAGACGGAGGAGGUGAAGGCGCCGCGGGAGAAGCCGGCGAGCAGGGCAUGCCUUCGUCUCUUUAUCCCACGGUGCAGGCCAACAACGCCGCCGCCGCGCCAACGGGAGCCAGGAUGGCGGUGGCGCCCCCGCUCGUCCACAUCCCCGAGGAGGCCUCCCGGCCGCCGCCCGUCUCCCCGAAGAGCGCCAAGACCCGCGCGAAGUGGCUGUCACUCACGGAGGGGGGAUCGGUCAAGGAGCCUGGGACGGGGCCCAUCGCGGUGUCGACUCCCCGCGUGCCCAACACGCAGCCCGGCCAGCCCCCCAGCCAGCAGAGAGUCACGCAGGUCAUAGCCAUGUCGAAGCAGCAGGGCCACGGAGCGGUCGCUUCCUCCACCAAGACCUCGGAGGGCGGCUCCUCCUCCGGCGGUGGCUCCAACUGCUCCGAGUCGCCGUAUUACCGGAUCCCGUCUGACCGGGACAGCUGCACGAGGAGCAACCCGGGAAGCAUCGCCGGCAGCGGGAGCAUCGUCACGAUCGACGCCCACGCCCCUCACCACCCGGUGGUGCGCGUGUCGGCCAGCAACGGCAAGCCGUGGGAGUGGAGGAACACCAUCAGUGGUAACAUGAUGACUUCCGACCCGACGGGUGACAAACACCGCGCGUCGCUGCAGCGCCAGGACAACGUCAGCCACUACAGGGAUUACCGGACGCUCCCAGUGAAAACAGACUCUCUUUGCUCCUCCUCCGCCAGCGGCAGUGCUGAAGGGGCACCGGAGCUCCCUCCUCCGCCUCUCCCCACCUCCUCCUCCCCUCUGCCCCCUCCACCCCAGCUGCUGUCCUCCCCUCUUCCUCCACCGCCCCCUCAUUCGUCCUCCUCCCCAUUACCUCCCCCUCCGCACUCAAGCUCCUCUCCGAUGCCUUUCCCGCCGCUUCCUCACCACGCCCCCUCUCACAUGCCCCCGCCUCCACACCCGUCCACUCAGAUGUCCCCGCCGCCCCUCCCGGCGUCCUCUCAGAUGCCUCCGCCUCCUCACCCGUCUUCCUCGCAAAUGCCCCUACCUCCGCACCCGCCGUCUUCUCCUCCCCCUCCUCCUCCUCCCCUCCAUCCUCCCCCGCUGCCUCCUCACCCGUCGUGCUCAAGCAUGCUCCCGCCGCCUCCCCACCCUGACUUACUGAUAGACGGCCACAACCAGGCGCUGUCCCGCUCCUCCACCCUGCCCCGACGACCGUCCGGAUCCGCCCGCAGCCACGCCGAGCAGGAGCACUACUACAAGACCAUGCAGAAUGAGAGGAUGUUAUAGUAAAAAAGGGGAAGACGGCGAACAUUUCAGUAACAUCAGAGACCGUGCUUGAGAAUACUCGGCUGAAAGAGGCGAAAGGGCCGAAACUGAAAGAGAGAGUAGGUUGUGACAGGCGGAUAGAGAUUUGUGACUUUUGUAUUAUGAGGAAAAAUCUUGAGAGACUCUGAAUCCAGCAGGGGUCGAGGACUCCGCGAAGGUCUGGCAGCUUUCAAACUCGGCGAGGGACCUGUUUUUAUUUCCCCUGCUCACGUAUACUGCCCACUGAGGCGGCCCUGACUGGAAAAAAGAAAAGACGAGAAGAAUAGCGACUCGAAUAGAGUGAAAAAUAAGAUUUUUUAAGAAUUAAAUAAAUAAAUAGCUCAUCUUCGAUGUUCUGUGUGUUUCUUCAGCACACAUUCAGAGAAGGAACUGAGGAGGCUGUAGCUGAAAGAGAGAUAUCACAAUGAACGGUCUGGGAUUUGCUAAAUCAAGCUUCCCCUUGAGAGCGGGGAUAAGGCUGAGAAAACAAAACAACUACAGGCAAUACUAGCUCUCCUUAUACCCUCGCAGCCGUUUGAGGUUGCCAGCGAUUACACACAGAAAAUCUGCUCUUGCAACCAGCUGAACAACCCUUCCACCGAAGAACCCAACGGCCACGAGUACAGGAUGCAGCUACUGUACGUCGGCUGCAGGUUCAAGAGUAUUAGCCACAGCUCCAGAAAGCAUGAGUGUUUGUACCCACUCUGAAUAAACAAACCAAACGGGGAAGCAAAUGUGUCUGCAUCCACCAGAGAGAGGCGGCUUUGGAAAGCGAGAAGGAAGGUUGGAUAUAAGGAGGAUCAUGCACAGUUGGGCACCCUUAUACAGACGUCACCCAACGGAUUACUGCUGUAAACAUGAGAGGCGGUGGAACGGAAAGGGAAUUGUUCUAAAGAGAGGAGGGUGGCCGGGCAGAGCAGAGCCAGGCAGACGGUCUCUCUUUGCUGUGUACGAAGCCGUGCAAUCGAACGGAGAAUGAAGCUACACUAAGGAGAUUAACGUUUGUUUAUCAAACCAUGCUAACACGCUCUACGCUUUCGGGCCCUCGGAAAAUCACAAUAGUGACAGGAAUGUUAAUAGAAAGCUGCCCGGCCACCAUCUAUUGCCUAAAGCGGGUGAAACUAACGGGCUUUGUAGGUCAGCAAUCUUGAGUUGUCAGCUUGUAAAAAAAAAAUGUACUUCGUUAGAGUGCAGCCGUGUUUUAUUGAUUAAGCUAUUGUAUCUGGUUUAUAAAAGGAAGACCCGAAUCUGUUUAUUUACAACUUAGUAAUAUUUACAACUCCAGGUUCUAUCAGUCAAAUUGCAAUACCAAUUUAACCUUGAUAUGACGUCUUGAGAGAUUGACAGUCUAUUACUGAUCAACCCUUUAUUAACUAUGCCUUAUUUAGGAAGUGUUUGUAAGAUUUUUUAAUUGCUUUUUUUUUUUUUUUUUUUUUUUUUACAUAAAAUUCAUUCCCAGUUUCAUGAACGGCCUACUAAAACCCCUACUGGACAGCAGGACCCUAGUCACACAAGUUUCAGAUGGGCUACACCCACGAAUGUUCCUGUUCACACCCAUAUGCCACAUAAGUCUUUUGGAACUGAAGAAGCUGCUUAGUUCAAUGGCAAAACGUCUUCAAAGAAUGCUACAAGUCCAGUUUCCCUUGUUCUAGCUUUUUGUUUUAAUCACAGUUCACUUGCUCAGUUUUCUGGAGCUUUUAACGAUGAACGGUUCAUGAACAUACGAAAACUGUUCAUGAUGUCACAGCCAUUGCUUGUUAACUCCUUGACUUGAGCUUGGGCGGGAGCGUAACACAGAGGCAGACAGUCGGCAACCUUUGACAGCAAACAAAUUCUCUGAUUAGGCAUAACUUAAAGCCUUGAUGUAAAUGCAGCAACCCCAUGGUACAAUUUUAUUGUUGUGAAGUUGGACAUUUUAACAUGAAGGUCCACGGGGAUUGACCAGAAAAUGUAUAAAAAUUGGAUAAAGAGUCUCUAUUUCCUUCCAUUGUUCAGCCCAUCCACUAACGUGCAGGUGGUGGAGCUAUACUAGACUACUCGGGGGAGCUCCACAAGCUUUAGCUUCACUUUUGAGGAGCUAUCAUGGUGUCCAUUUUUUAUGCAAUCUGCUGGAAUAAUUGGCCUCAAGUGGCCAUUUCAGGAACAGCGGGGUUUUUUUUUAGCUCUUUGCAUUUGCUUCAUUUUUUCAUUGCCAAGGGUUGCAGCUUGUUUGUAACCCACAUCACGUGAUCAUCAAAAAUUUUCGUUUUGUCAGUUUCCACAAACAAACUAUGGCUCAUGUUUCUUGUUCCAACUAAUGCAGAAUAAAAAUUGAUAGUUCUACAAGUAGUUAGGCCCAUUUUCUUGUUAACGAAUUAAACUGCCCUGUGCUCAGACAAGACUAUGCUGAUGUUACUCAACUGUCCAUCACUGCAUAAAGCCCACCCAAGCCAUUUGAUUGGCUCAACAGAAAAGCUCCAGUACAAGUGAAUAAGUGGACCAAGACUAAAGAUCCAUAUGUAAAAGGCUGUUUCCAGGUUAAACCAGAAGUUGUAUCU
Molecule: messenger RNA, 6443 nt
Organism: Mugil cephalus (flathead mullet)
Lineage: Eukaryota; Metazoa; Chordata; Actinopteri; Mugiliformes; Mugilidae
Product: phospholipid phosphatase-related protein type 3-like
Biological process (GO): phospholipid dephosphorylation; phospholipid metabolic process; signal transduction
Molecular function (GO): phosphatidate phosphatase activity
Source: RefSeq, a predicted model, not a curated record